Molecule: messenger RNA, 2122 nt
Organism: Hipposideros armiger (great roundleaf bat)
Lineage: Eukaryota; Metazoa; Chordata; Mammalia; Chiroptera; Hipposideridae
Gene: DNAJC21
Product: DnaJ heat shock protein family (Hsp40) member C21
Exons: 12
Coding region: 205-1800 (531 amino acids)
Cellular component (GO): cytoplasm
Molecular function (GO): nucleic acid binding; zinc ion binding
Source: RefSeq, a predicted model, not a curated record
UCCGCGUGCCGCAGCCCGCGCCGCCUGUCCCCGCCGCGCGCCUCCGUCGCCCGGCACCGCCGCCGCGCUCGCUGGCUAGCCCAGUGCAGGCGCCCGGCUCCCGCCGCAGGAGAGGACCAUCGACGCCAUCACCACCCUUUCGACCCGGGCCCGGGUCCCGGCCACGCCCCGGGCCCCGGCCCCAGCCGCCCGCCCGGCCGGGCGAUGAAGUGUCACUACGAGGCGCUGGGGGUGCGGCGCGACGCCAGCGAAGACGAACUCAAGAAGGCCUAUCGAAAGCUGGCCCUGAAAUGGCACCCGGAUAAAAAUCUGGAUAAUGCUGCAGAAGCAGCUGAACAAUUUAAAUUAAUCCAAGCAGCAUACGAUGUGUUGAGUGACCCUCAGGAAAGAGCAUGGUAUGAUAAUCAUAGAGAAGCUCUGCUCAAAGGCGGGCUUGAUGGCGAAUAUCAAGAUGACAGCUUAGAUUUGCUUCACUAUUUCACUGUUACCUGUUACUCUGGUUAUGGAGAUGACGGAAAGGGCUUUUAUACAGUGUAUCGUAAUGUUUUUGAAAUGAUUGCAAAGGAAGAACUAGAAUCUGUAUUAGAAGAGGAUGCUGAGGGUUUUCCAACUUUUGGAGACUCCCAGAGUGACUAUGAUACGGUAGUCCACCCUUUCUACGCUUACUGGCAGAGUUUUUGCACUCAGAAGAACUUUGCUUGGAAAGAAGAAUACGAUACUCGACAAGCUUCUAACCGCUGGGAGAAACGAGCCAUGGAAAAAGAAAACAAAAAGAUUCGAGACAAAGCAAGGAAGGAGAAGAAUGAGCUUGUUCGUCAGCUGGUGGCGUUCAUUCGUAAGAGAGAUAAACGAGUGCAGGCUCAUCGGAAACUGGUGGAAGAACAGAACGCAGAGAAGGCGAGGAAAGCCGAGGAGAGGAGGCGGCAGCAGAAGCUGAAGCAGGCACAACUGGCAGAGCAGUACAAGGAGCAGAGCUGGAUGACGCUGGCAGACUUGGAGAAGGAGCUCAGGGAGAUGGAGGCGCGGUACGAAAAGGAGUUUGGAGACGGGUCAGAUGAAGAUGAAGUGGAGGAACAUGAGCUCAAAGACGGACAGGAUGGUAAAGAUAGUGAUGAGGCCGAGGAUGCAGAGCUUUAUGAUGGCCUGUACUGCCCAGCGUGUGACAAAUCUUUCAAGACGGAAAAGGCUAUGAGGAAUCAUGAGAAAUCCAAGAAGCAUCGGGAAAUGGUUGCCUUAUUAAAACAACAGUUGGAGGAGGAGGAAGAAAAUUUUUCAGGACCCCAGACUGGUGAAAAUCUAUCAAAUGCCAAUUCUGAGGAAGAAAUGGAGGAUACACCAAGACAAAAGCUUUCUAAAAAACAGAAGAAAAAGAAACAGAAACCCACGCAAAAUUAUGAUGAUAAUUUCAAUGAAAAUGGAACUGGAGAAGGAGUAAAGGUUCAACCAGAAGAUACCAACUUAAAUCAUGACAGUGCCAAAGAAUUGGAAGCUAGUCCCCAAGAAAAUGUCAGUGUCACACAGACUGCGGAACUGUGUGAUGACCCAAAAAGUGAAGCUAAAAGUGUUCCUAAACCCAAAGGAAAGAAAGCCAAAGAUAUGAAAAAAGCUGUCAAAGUACCCGCCGAACCACAGACAGUGAAUGAUGUUAUCAGCUGCACAGCCUGCCAUACUGAAUUUCCAUCCCGAAAUAAACUUUUUGACCAUCUAAAGACCACAGGUCAUGCAAGAGCACCUUCAUCGUCUUCUUUAAACAGUGUAACAAGUAGUCGGAGCAAGAAAGAGAAACGUAAAAACAGAUAGACAUUCUGCCAGUGCUUUUUCUUUUUGAUUGUCUCUAGAUUUUGAAACCAAAAACUGAACUGAAAUCAUCUAAAGAGUUAAAAUUUCAGUGAUCUGCAAUUUAUUGCAUUGUGGGAGAUUACUUUUUAUCUUGUAAAAACAUUUUUUUCAUUUAAUAUAUAUUUUUAAACAUUUCAUUAGUGACUGUAUUCUACUUUUGCCAUCUGAAUUGACUUGAAUAUCUCAAAACAGGUAAAUAAUGUAAAGUAUGCAUUCUUGAUUUCUGUUGGAUCAUGUGGACAGAAAUGUACAGGGAGAAUUAAAUUAUUUUAACACAUAGAAA